Penaeus vannamei (Pacific white shrimp) is the source of this 525-nucleotide messenger RNA. NCBI's taxonomy places the organism in Eukaryota, Metazoa, Arthropoda, Malacostraca, Decapoda, Penaeidae. The record is from RefSeq and is a predicted model, not a curated record.
UAGCCCGCCUUGAGCAUGCCAUCCCCGGCGGUUAUGAAAAGGUUGUGUGAUAUUCUAAGCCCUUUUCUGUUUCAGGGACUGGUCUUUUACAUUCCCCAUUGGCUCUGGAAGAGAUGCGAAGGGGGGAGGCUCCGCUCACUCUCCGUCGGCCUCUCCGCCCCCUUCAUGGACAAGGAGCUGCGCCUCGGGAAGAUCCAGAGCCUCGCCAGGUACCUCCACACCUCGCUCCACCAGCACAGCACAUACGCCGUCUGCUAUUUUGUUUGUGAGACGCUGAACUUGGUCGUCUGUUUCUUCAACUUGUGGUUCAUGGACAUGUUUCUCGGCGGAGCGUUUUCCACCCACGGUUUAAGUGUCAUGGACCUCAUUCGGGACAACGAAGAUGCGAGGGAAGCAACCAACAUGGCUUUCCCAAGAGCCACUAAAUGCAUAUAUCACGUUUGGCCUUCGGGUUCAAAAAUGAAAGCGAAAUUAACACUUUCUCGUUGCACAAAAACUCCCAGCCAUUAAGCAUCAGUGGCGGUA